CGCGGAAUGAAAACAGGUCAAACCCAAUCCUCUCACUCUUCACCCGCCAGCCAGCCGGCCAGCUUUCUCUCUCUUAAAUUUUCUCUCAAUUUGGAUCUCUGUAGAGGAGGCUCCAUUCCUCUGCUUCUCCGGCACCGGAUUUUGACUCCACCCGCCGAUUGGAAAUGAUUACAAUUCCUUAUCUCACCGCUUUGACAACUUACUUCAGCUAUGGACUUCUUUUCGUAUUCGGCCAACUACGUGAUUUCUUCCGUAAAAUCAUCGAUUGCUGGUCCCGAAGCAGCCUUCAGGGGUAUGCACCGAUCUGCUUGGGGCUAGAGGAUUUCUACGUUCGGAGGUUGUACCUGAGGAUUCAGGACUGCUUUAAUCGACCAAUUUCAAGCCCUCCAGAUGCAUGGAUUGAUGUGGUGGAGCGUGUCUCCAAAGACAAUAACAAAACACUACAGCGAACCAAAAAUAUAAGUAGAUGCCUCAAUAUAGGAUCAUAUAAUUAUCUAGGGUUUGCUGCAGCUGAUGAAUACUGUACGUCUCGUGUAAUUGAAUCCAUGAAGAGAUUUUCCCCAAGCACCUGCAGCACUCGGGUUGAUGGAGGAACAACAAUAUUGCACACUGAACUAGAGCAGCGUGUGGCGAGUUUUGUUGGAAAAUCAGCUGCCGUAGUCUUUGGCAUGGGUUAUGCAACAAAUUCUGCCGUUCUUCCUGCAUUAAUUGGAAAGGGAGGUUUGAUCAUUAGUGAUUCUCUGAACCAUAACUCCAUAGUAAAUGGGGCUCGAGGAACUGGAGCUACUGUUCGGGUUUUUCAAAAUAACACACCAUCCCAUUUGGAGAAAGUUCUGAGGGAGCAGAUUGCUGAUGGACAGCCUAGAACACACAGACCUUGGAAGAAAAUAAUUGUUCUGGUGGAGGGAAUAUACAGUAUGGAAGGGGAGAUAUGCAAGCUUCCCGAGAUUGUUGCCAUAUGUAAGAAAUAUAAGGCAUAUGUUUAUCUGGACGAGGCCCACAGCAUUGGAGCUAUUGGCAAAACUGGAAGGGGUGUGUGUGAACUCUUGGGGGUUGAUACUGCAGAUGUGGAUGUCAUGAUGGGAACUUUCACUAAAUCAUUUGGAUCUUGCGGUGGUUAUAUUGCAGGAUCUGAGGAACUCAUUCAAUACUUGAAGUAUACCUGCCCUGCACAUCUUUAUGCGACAUCAGUAUCACCUCCAGCUGCGCAACAAAUCAUUUCUUCCAUUAAGGUUAUUCUUGGAGAAGAUGGUUCUAACCGAGGGGCUCAGAAACUAGCACGGAUUCGUGAAAACAGUAACUUUUUCCGGUCUGAAUUGAAAAAAAUGGGUUUUGAGGUAUUGGGAGGCAAUGAUUCCCCUGUAAUGCCUAUCAUGCUCUAUAAUCCAUCAAAAAUUCCUGCUUUUUCACGGGAGUGUCUCAAACGAAAUGUAAGCUUUGCAUCUCAGAUGUCGUUUGUUGGUUUCAUUUCUGAAUAAUGGUCCAUUUACUUU
Olea europaea var. sylvestris is the source of this 1493-nucleotide messenger RNA. Its product is annotated as long chain base biosynthesis protein 2a-like. Lineage: Eukaryota; Viridiplantae; Streptophyta; Magnoliopsida; Lamiales; Oleaceae. Gene Ontology annotation, cellular component: serine palmitoyltransferase complex. Gene Ontology annotation, biological process: sphingosine biosynthetic process; ceramide biosynthetic process. The transcript has 10 exons. Bases 165 to 1478 code for a protein of 437 amino acids. The record is from RefSeq and is a predicted model, not a curated record. Gene Ontology annotation, molecular function: serine C-palmitoyltransferase activity; pyridoxal phosphate binding.